UUGUCAAUUUUGACGUAAUGAUUUUAUAAGCGAUUUUAAUAUUCAACACCCUUUUUAUAUUUAACAAUUUGCAGUUAUUUUAGUUUGCAAAAAUUCGUUUCUUAGCUGUGUAGCAUGAAAAUUUCAAGUUGAUAAUGGACGACGGUUUUAAGAUAAAUACCGAUAAACGUCACAGGAGUUCCAGCAGCCUCGCUGGAUGCUUGGAUAAUGUUCGUUCUGAAAAAAAAUUGGAUAUUAGGGGUUCAAUACCGGAAGUUGAUGACCAGUUUGCAUUAGCUGAAGCUCGAUGCGACGAUUUAAGAGAAAAAAUUGAUUUAGUUAAAAUGCUUAAGAGGAAAAAGAAAUUAAAGAAACGCAGCAUGACAACGAUCGCAGAGCCAACUUUGAUGUGCGGCACCACCGACAAUUAUCCACUUAUAUCUGUUAGCACUCAGCCUAAAAAAACGCUUUUGGUUACAGAGUUGACACAGCAAGCAGCGAGGUUAGGGCGUAUCGAGUUGCCGCAAAACAGUAACCCCAUGCGCGGUUACCUCGAUCCAGAUCUGGUUGAACAGCAUCACAUGUUAAACCGUGUUAAUAACCACAAAUAUAACGCUCAUAAAUCCACGAGACAACCCAAGAUGAAAGUGAAUCGAGCGAGUCCAGAAAACGGAACACUUGAACCACGAUCGCAUCUACGUAGAACGUGUGCUGAUGGCGAUACAAUGUGUGGUAAAGGUGUUCAAAUAAGCAUGAAGAAUAUGCCUCAAGAGGUUGCAUGCGGUGAUGACGAGCUGUCUGGCCACACGGAGGAAGACGUAUUCAUGUGUGCCAAUGAUAUAUGUGCAAGGCCAAAACUCAACUCCAGGGGGCACGUUGAAUCGCGCGACCAAAGUAAGCAAAGCUCAGGAAAUCGACGCAGACACGUUCCAAAAGAACCUUUUACAGAAACAGCUUCGCCUCUACGUUGGCCAGAGGAUACUCAAGAACGAUGGCGUGGGUCGCGUUCGCCAUUAAAUCGUCAACGUCAGAGCAAUCAACAACAUAGCCAUAUUGCUAACAAUAUAAAUGAAGUGGAAAGCAGGCCAGUUGUGGAGUUAUUCAAUAAAAAUCGCCCAACUUCCGCAUCCUGGCCGCGUCAAGAAAAUAAUAUCAGAGAAACGAAAAAUCACAAAGCUCGCUGCUCUGCGGCGUGCCAGGAAGAUAUGAAUAAUAUGAUUCCUUCGGAAGACGUAAUGACCAAACCGAGAAAAAAGGUUCGACGUGUAAAGUACCAAAGUCGGCGGUACGAGUUGCCAACAGUUUCAUCGCAAAUGAAACAGGCGGGUAUGCGCUACUACUAUGGAGACACCAACCACACCAACAUACCUUUCGUGGUCAGCAAGAGUACGGCGCCCUCACAUAACGUUGGUGUGAACAUUCAACAGGUUUUAAAUGGUUUGAAAAUGCAACAGCCUCUAUCGGGGAUUCCGCUCACCAUUGCGCAUCACAUGGGUUUACGCCACAUCCCUACGUAUGGUGCAAGGAAUUCUACAGAACAACCGGUACUACACAAAAGCGAGAUCAACGUGAUCAAACUCGGCCACCGGAUGGUUAGGCUGCCGUCCUUCAAGUGCAUGUCCUACAACCGUCUUCUAGCCUUGUACCGCGAGGGGGAGGGAAUCGUGCCGCGUUUCCUGAACGCUGUUAGCCGCCCUCAUUACUUUUACACUUCCAUGUAUGACCUGGCAACUAAACGCGAAGAUUUCGAUGCGGCCACGUCUAAGGGAUGUGGUGGAAGCCAAGAGGCGAAGCAAAAUCUCGCUGAAUAUGCAAACUUGUACCGGGAGUAUGAACGCAUUGAAAAAAGCCUUAAUGACCACUACGACCCUGACCUGGAAAUGCGAAAAAAGGAGUUAGCAAGGCAACUUACUGAGCGCGAAGAUUACAUACGAAAGGUUGUUCAAGAAUAUAAACCUGGUUCAGACACGGAGCCGACACUCCGCGCUUCUGCUUCCACGGCUGAUGAUGCAUACCGACACUCUACUUUCAAACUCAAUUCAAACGACCCCAAAUAGCCCCAUAUUAAUAAUAAUUAUCUGGCGAAAAAUCGAAAUUUUGUGUUCCUUCAAUAAUUAUAUUUAAAUAACACGAUAUUUUUCAAAGUAUGUCAUCUUUUUCAAGUAUUUGAAAAAUAUUAUUUUGAAAAAGUUUUUAACCCGACGAUUAAUUACCCUACUUGUUGAACACUAAGAACAGUUCGAUAAACGAUUUGGAAGAUUUAAAAUCGACAAGGGACUUAAGGGAUAAUGGAUAGGAUGUCCUAUGAAUAUAAUAUAUUAUGACCUUUUCUAUGAA
Molecule: messenger RNA, 2316 nt
Organism: Maniola jurtina (meadow brown)
Lineage: Eukaryota; Metazoa; Arthropoda; Insecta; Lepidoptera; Nymphalidae
Exons: 17
Coding region: 135-2036 (633 amino acids)
Source: RefSeq, a predicted model, not a curated record